CCCCGCAGUCUGGCUUGCACUGUGACAUGACUGAGUUGACUUGACCAGCGUGAACUAGGAUUCAACGGCGCAAAGACUUGGGCAUGUCAUUUGACAAUUUACAACCCAUUUGUAACCCGACUCUAGACUGACUAAGUCAUAUCAACGAGUCGACUUUUCGCCUCUUUCGCUACAUCCCACUCUCCCUCCUACACACAACUACCACACGCCUGCCAUGUUUACCGCGCGCUCUGCAUUCUAGAGGGCGGUCCUCGUCGAUCGAUUCGCAAUGGCACCUCCCUCCGUGACAAUACUCGUCCCUAGAGACCGCAAAUUGCCCUGAUUACGACCACGACACUCGCCUUGAGCUCCUUGUAGCCGGCUUCUUCGGCUCCAUUUUCACCCUCUGGACUGAACCGUCACUCCAUUCAACAUGCCUCCUCGCCGUCCAUCCAAAAAGGUGACUGGGAAACUCGCCGGUCGAACCGUCACCUCGUUGCGCAUAACCAUGCCUACGGCGACCCAACCAUCGAACCCGACUGCAACCUCCGCGAAACCCGUCACCGAAGAUGAUGUCAACAAGAUCGAUAUCGCCUCACUCACCAUGGACGUCCCUCUGAUCCCCCUCGUACGCAAGAGGCGUGUCCCCGCCACUCCGUUCCACUUCCUUUCGCUACCCUCGGAAAUUCGCAUCGAUAUAUAUACCUACUUCUUCCAAGACAACGACCCAUACUACUUGGAUACUGUGCUGGAUCUCGGACCGGACGUUUCGAAGCGCGUCCACAAGAAACUCGGCCUCAUGCGCGUCUGCAAGCAGAUAUAUGAAGAAGCCUCCUACCUCUUCUACAGCACCCAGACGUUCCGCAUCUUUCCUAUCCACCCGGGCAAAUACUUCAAGUCCAAGAAACCUCUCCUGGCCAGAAUGAAGCAACACCAGCGCCGGCACAUCACCUCCUUGCAGUUGCGCCUAGGACCUGGAUGGAAUGCUCCGCCUAGGGGAUGGAUUAUCAACCCUGCGCUAGGACUGCAGGACUGCACCGAUGUUGAAGUACUCAAGGUGUUUGUGGAAUGCGAUCCCAGCGACCCCGUCUACAACGGAUUCCGCCGACCUGAUGACUUCUACGGGCGCUUCUGCCGUGACCUCCUAACUGGCAUUCUGGCAGAGUUGCCGUCGGUCCAGAUUGUCGAGUUUGACGGCUUCACUGGCGUUAGGAAGUGUGGAGGCAUGAUGAGCAAUCUCAUCGACAUCGCGAUCAAGUCUCAGCGCCUCAUCGGAUGGGGACCAGAGAGAGGGUGGACGGAUGAUAUGCACGAGGAUGACAACGCUCCAAUAGCCAAACCCUCCAACCACAUGCAGGACUUUGAGGAAGGGUUUGUUUUGUAGUAUGCAAGAGCCACCGUGUUUAUCGCAAUGAUUGAUGACAGGCAUGGGACAAUGUACAGGAUGCUCACUUUAAACACGAAUAGUAUAAGUUAUAACUCUGUUCAAUCCUGUUAAAACGCCCAGGAUACAUGGACGCUGC
Messenger RNA from Ilyonectria robusta, 1502 nucleotides. RefSeq lists its product as uncharacterized. NCBI's taxonomy places the organism in Eukaryota, Fungi, Ascomycota, Sordariomycetes, Hypocreales, Nectriaceae. The record is from RefSeq and is a predicted model, not a curated record. Bases 413 to 1363 code for a protein of 316 amino acids. The transcript has 2 exons.